GAAUCUCAAACUGCCACUGAGACACAGAGAGAGAGAGAGAGAGAGAAAACACAGCCCAUGAAUCAUGAUGUCUUUCAAGCUUCUGCUCGUGCUGAACACCGCAGUUUUGUCAGGGACGUGUUGGCAGUAUGACCUGGUGCUGAGUAAUGACGGCCCCAUCAGCACUGGUGCUCAGGGCAGAGUGGAAGCCAGGCUGGUCCCCAGGGCUGGCAGCCGGCCGGACCCCCUCCAGCCCCAGCCUUACACCUUCCAUUGGUACCUGGAGAGUCCGCUCGCCAUCGUGCGGAGGUCGGAGCAGGAACUCGGAUCCACCAUCACCGUCCGCAGCCUUGCCCCCAAGGUCUACGCUCUCCGUGCUUGGGUGACCCAAAACGAGUGUGCCUGGUGCCCCCCGGCAGCGCACGGUUCCACCAAACUCUAUAUAACAGACUCUGUGGUGGGAACUCUUUCACUGGUGCAACCAAAUGGCAGCAUCACUUCUUCCAGCAAGGAAUAUGAACUGGCCACCAAGAGCUCAACAAAGAUCUCGUUCAUUCUUUAUGAUCCAAGCGAUUACUUCGUCACUGCUACAUUCCGCUACUUCUGGCACUUUGGUGAUGGGGAGCGAAUGGUCACAAAUAAAUCUUACGCACUUCAUACCUAUCCAACACCAGGGAUUUACCAGCUGCAUGUUGAUGUUGUUGCAUAUCUCAAUCAGUCCCAACAAAAGACUGGAGUAUAUGGUGCUUCACUGAAACUUCUAGAUACAAUCAAAGAGAUUGAAGUCAAGAGUGUAGAUGACACCCAUGCAGACCACAGAAUGGACUUUUACUUGUAUGUUAAUGGCAGUCCCCCACUCAAGGUAUGCUGGCUCAUUUUUCGCAACUGCAUCCCUGUCAUUGAUCACAGAUGUCGUCCAAUAGAGCUGCUCAGCUCAACCGUCGCCAACCUGAGCUACACCUUCAGUGAGCUGGGACCGUACACCUUCAACGUGAAGGCUGAGAACAGUGUGAGCACCCUCCAGGCAUGCUAUAAAAUAACCACCUGGCAAAAUGGUACCCAUCCAGUUUGGUUCAUCGUGCCAUGUGUUACUCUGUUCACCGUCAUUCUCCUCUUCAUCCUGUCUGUUGUCAUGAGAAAGGGCAGUUCCCAGAAGGACCUGGUUGAGGUAGCGGAUUUUGAUUUCUCUCCGAUGACAGACAAGUCAGUGAAGGAAGCUUGGGCUUCUACUCGGAGGACCGUUCACAUCUGCUGCGUCCCCUGUGGCCGAGUGGGUAACAGGUCACACAGCCUCAGCGGGAGAGAAGUCCAUUCACUCCUGAAGUUCAGUCACACCCAGCUCCAGGAUUACACCCACAGGCCCAAAAUGUGUUCCUCCAGUCCGUUAUGAAGUUGCUUUGCUUUAUUUUGCUGGACAACCUCUAUCAAGCGGCAGGCAUGAUGGGUCUGUCCCCUCCACUUCGGAGCACUACUGAGGGAGUGCUGCACUGUUGGAGAAACUGUCUUUCCGAUGAGACUUUAAACCGAAGCCCCGCCUGGUCGCUCAGGUGUAUGUAAAAGAUCCCACGACACUACUUCAAAGAAGGGCAGGGGAGUCCUUCCCGGUGACCUGAACAACAUUUAUCCUUCAGCCAGUUUCAACCGGAAAAACAGAUAAUCUGUGGGAGCUUGCUGUGCACAAAGUUGGCCAUCGCGUCUCCUACAUUAACAACAAUGGCUGCACUUCAAUAAUAUGUAACUGGCUGCAAAGCUCAAGGGGACAUGCUGAAGUCAUGAAAGGCACUAUAUAAAUGCAAGCUCUGUCUUUCUUUCUGCCA
Molecule: messenger RNA, 1796 nt
Organism: Carcharodon carcharias (great white shark)
Lineage: Eukaryota; Metazoa; Chordata; Chondrichthyes; Lamniformes; Lamnidae
Gene: tmem130
Product: transmembrane protein 130
Exons: 8
Coding region: 65-1369 (434 amino acids)
Source: RefSeq, a predicted model, not a curated record